AUGGCUGAAAAUGAUGGUGCUGGUGGCUCUCCGGGAACCUCCAUGCACGGAGUCACCGGCAAAGAACAAACGUUUGCCUUCUCCGUUACAUCCGAUCCAAAUAUCCCUACGGACACAAUGGCGAAAUUCGCCUUACCAGUUGAUUCUGAACACAAAUCAAAAGUCUUUAAAAUUUUCUCCUUUGCGAAACCACACAUGACAACUUUCCACCUUUCUUGGACUUCGUUCUUCACUUGUUUCAUCUCCACUUUCGCUGCUGCACCCUUAGUCCCAAUUAUUCGGGACAACCUUAACCUAACAAAAUCCGACAUUGGAAAUGCCGGAAUCGCCUCGGUUUCCGGUAGUAUUUUUUCUAGACUUGUUAUGGGUGCGGUAUGUGAUUUGUUAGGCCCGCGUUACGGGUGCGCUUUUCUCAUGAUGUUAACCGCUCCAACGGUUUUUUGCAUGUCGUUCGUGUCGUCGGCCGGUGGAUACAUCGCGGUUCGAUUCAUGAUUGGAUUUUCGUUAGCUACGUUUGUUUCGUGUCAGUAUUGGAUGAGUACGAUGUUUAAUAGUAAAAUUAUUGGAGUAGUUAAUGGUACGGCAGCAGGGUGGGGAAAUAUGGGUGGUGGGGCCACUCAAUUGCUCAUGCCUUUACUUUAUGAGCUGAUCCGCCAGGCCGGGGCCACCCCGUUCACGGCCUGGCGAAUCGCCUUUUUUGUACCGGGAUGGUUACACGUGGUCAUGGGUUUAUUGGUUUUAGGGCUAGGUCAAGAUUUGCCGGAUGGAAAUCUUGGUACCUUACAAAAGAAAGGAGACGUUGCAAAAGAUAAAUUCUCAAAGGUUCUUUGGUAUGGUGUGACAAACUAUAGAACAUGGAUUUUUGUUCUUCUAUAUGGGAUGUCACUAGGUGUGGAAUUAACCACUGAUAAUGUCAUUGCUGAAUACUUUUUCGAUAGGUUUAACCUUAAGCUUCGAACGGCCGGUACAAUUGCUGCAACAUUUGGCAUGGCUAACAUAUUGGCUCGACCCUUGGGAGGCCUAACUUCAGACGUUUUAGCUAACCGAUUCGGUAUGAGAGGUCGUCUAUGGAAUCUAUGGAUCCUCCAAACAUUCGGGGGAAUCUUUUGUAUUCUCCUCGGAAAAUCCGAAAAACUCCCAAUUUCAAUUUUAUCAAUGAUACUUUUCUCAAUUGGUGCACAAGCUGCAGCUGGUGCAACAUUUGGUAUUAUCCCUUUUAUUUCGAGGCGAUCGCUUGGUGUUAUCUCUGGUCUAACUGGAGCUGGUGGAAAUUUUGGAUCGGGUUUAACUCAACUUCUUUUUUUCACCAACGCGAAUUAUUCAACAUCGACUGGAUUGUUGUAUAUGGGUGUGAUGAUUGUGGUGUGUACACUUCCCGUCACGUUGGUGCAUUUUCCACAAUGGGGAAGUAUGUUUUUACCACCUAGUAAAAAUAUCGCGAAAUUUAAUGAAGAAUAUUAUUAUGGGUUGGAGUGGAAUGACGAGGAGAAGUUAAAGGGGUUGGAUGAGGGGAGUUUGAAGUUUGCGGAGAAUAGCCGGUCGGAAAGAGGCCGGCGGGUGGUUUCCGUGACAACUCCGCCGGAUGCUACACCACCUAUUGUGUGA
This is a messenger RNA of Solanum tuberosum (potato), 1605 nucleotides long. Its product is annotated as high affinity nitrate transporter 2.4-like. The record is from RefSeq and is a predicted model, not a curated record. Gene Ontology annotation, molecular function: nitrate transmembrane transporter activity. Bases 1 to 1605 code for a protein of 534 amino acids. The transcript is spliced from 3 exons. Lineage: Eukaryota; Viridiplantae; Streptophyta; Magnoliopsida; Solanales; Solanaceae. Gene Ontology annotation, biological process: transmembrane transport.